CAAAGCCGAAGCCAUAAUGGGUUCUUCAACAGAAGAAAGGCAGUACAGCCAUGGCAGUACCGGUGAAGAAGAAGAAGUACAAGAGGCAGAGCACUACUGCAAUGCCAUGCAGUUGGUGGCCUCCUCUCUGUUACCUAUGGUUAUGCAAACGGCCAUUGAGCUUGGCCUUUUUCAUAUCAUUGCCAAAGCUGGUCAGGCCUCUGCCUCAGAAAUAGCAUCCCAGCUGCGUGCAAACAACCCGGCCGCACCCAUCAUGUUGGACCGCAUCCUCUACUUUCUCACCUCUCACUCUGUCCUCACUUGCUCUGCGCUUGAUGCUGAUGGUGGGCGGCUCAAGAGGGUGUAUGGAAUCACACCUGUCUCCAAAUAUUUUGUCCCUGACCAAGAUGGCAUUUCAUUGAGCCCAUUGCUGACAUUGACUCAGGACAAGGUCUUCAUGGAUAGCUGGGCCCAUGGAGUAAACGCAUUUGAGUAUCCUGGCAAGAACCCCAGAUUCAAUCAGGCCUUCAACACGGCCAUGCUCAACCACACAAUUAUGAUUACUAAUAAAAUCGUUGAAUCCUACAAGGGUUUUGGGAAUCUUAAGCAGGUGGUGGAUGUUGGUGGCGGUCUGGGAACCACACUUGGUAUAAUCACAUCAAAAUACCCCAGCAUCAAGGCAAUUAAUUUUGACUUGCCUCACGUUAUACAGCAUGCUUUGCCUUAUCCUGGGGUGGAACACCUUGGAGGAGAUAUGUUUGAAAGUGUUCCCAAUGGAGAAGCCAUGUUUCUGAAGUGGAUACUUCAUGACUGGAGUGAUGAACACUGCUUGAAGUUGUUGAAGAACUGCUACAAAGCUCUGCCAGAGCAUGGCAAGGCAAUUGUGGUGGAGGGGUUUCUCCCAGAAAUACCGGAGGGGAGUGCUUCUGUGCAAGCUCUCUGUGAAGGAGAUUUGAUUAUGAUGACUCAAAACCCUGGAGGAAGGGAGCGGACAAAGCAGGAGUUCCUGGACCUGGCAAUGGCAGCUGGAUUUGCUGGCAUCAGAUUUGAGUGCCUUGUGUAUAAUUACUGGAUCAUGGAAUUCUUCAAGUAAACAGUACUUAUAGUCAGACUCUUAUCUAUUCACGUUUGUGAGUGAAAAGUUGUGUUUGGAAGGUGAGAAACCAAAAUAAUUAUAUUUGAUCAAUGAACAUCUGCUGGUAUGUGAAUCAUGUGAUUCACGUCUUCAUUUGAUUCCAUUGUUGUAAACUUCAUUUAUCAUCAUCAAAUUACUUAUACAUUUCAGCAAA
Messenger RNA from Vitis vinifera (wine grape), 1268 nucleotides. Its product is annotated as anthranilate N-methyltransferase. The record is from RefSeq and is a predicted model, not a curated record. NCBI's taxonomy places the organism in Eukaryota, Viridiplantae, Streptophyta, Magnoliopsida, Vitales, Vitaceae. Bases 17 to 1072 code for a protein of 351 amino acids. The transcript has 4 exons. Gene Ontology annotation, biological process: methylation. Gene Ontology annotation, molecular function: protein dimerization activity; S-adenosylmethionine-dependent methyltransferase activity; O-methyltransferase activity.